AGGGACUUAGACCUUCGCUCCGGUUGGCUUAUAAAAGCAGCGUCUCGCUGCCUCCACUCGCAUUGAAGACGGACGACAGACAAGGAAGUGUUUGAACUUUGACAACAACAAAAGAAAAUCAUCAAACCGAAGCGUUUGUGAAACAUGGCUCGUACAAAGCAGACCGCUCGUAAAUCCACCGGAGGAAAAGCGCCCAGAAAGCAGCUGGCCACCAAGGCGGCCAGGAAAAGUGCGCCAUCUACCGGCGGCGUGAAGAAGCCCCACAGAUACAGGCCAGGCACAGUUGCUCUGCGUGAGAUCCGUCGGUACCAGAAGUCGACUGAGCUGCUCAUCAGGAAGCUGCCUUUCCAGCGUCUUGUGAGGGAGAUUGCUCAGGACUUCAAGACAGAUCUGCGUUUUCAGAGUGCGGCCAUUGGUGCUCUGCAGGAGGCCAGCGAGGCGUACCUGGUUGGACUGUUUGAGGACACCAACCUGUGUGCCAUCCAUGCAAAGAGGGUCACAAUCAUGCCCAAGGACAUCCAGCUGGCCAGGCGAAUUAGAGGAGAACGUGCAUAAAUGAUCUGUUUUAAUCUUUAUAGUGGGGUGUUGUGAUGGGAGGGUUAGGUUGGGCUUUAUCUGGGGAUGUUUUGUAAAUUUCCGAAUUAUUACCAGCAUGUGUGGUUUUAUUUGUAGUCUGGAGCAUGUUUUUGUACUCAUUUCACCUUUUCAGCCCGUCCCAUUCAUUGUAGACCAGCUUCACUGUAAAAUACUAAAUGUUCCUUUUUUCUCAAGUUUUCAAACACGUUAGUCUGUACCUUUGCAAUCCUGUGAGCAUGUCAUGGGAUUGUCCUGUUCUGUAAAUAAACUUUCUGCUACCUCA
Messenger RNA from Fundulus heteroclitus (mummichog), 859 nucleotides. It is a transcript of the gene h3f3d, whose product is annotated as H3 histone, family 3D. Bases 145 to 555 code for a protein of 136 amino acids. Gene Ontology annotation, molecular function: structural constituent of chromatin; protein heterodimerization activity; DNA binding. The transcript is spliced from 4 exons. NCBI's taxonomy places the organism in Eukaryota, Metazoa, Chordata, Actinopteri, Cyprinodontiformes, Fundulidae. The record is from RefSeq and is a predicted model, not a curated record. Gene Ontology annotation, cellular component: nucleosome.